Amphiprion ocellaris (clown anemonefish) is the source of this 2978-nucleotide messenger RNA. Its product is annotated as rho-related GTP-binding protein RhoB-like. Gene Ontology annotation, molecular function: GTPase activity; GTP binding. Bases 134 to 724 code for a protein of 196 amino acids. The record is from RefSeq and is a predicted model, not a curated record. Gene Ontology annotation, biological process: small GTPase-mediated signal transduction. The transcript has a single exon. NCBI's taxonomy places the organism in Eukaryota, Metazoa, Chordata, Actinopteri, Pomacentridae.
UGGUAAGGUUCUGGAGUUGGGAGAGGGGAUCGGCUUGCUGGACAAGUCUGAGCAGUGUUAGUGAGAGUUUAUAAGAGCAGAAACAGUCUGUGUUUUCCAUGCGACAUAGGAGAGACAGCUAGGAGAGGCAGAGAUGGCAGACAUACGGAAGAAACUUGUGGUUGUGGGAGACGGCGCAUGUGGGAAGACAUGUCUACUGAUCGUGUUCAGCAAGGACGAGUUUCCAGAGGUGUAUGUUCCCACUGUGUUUGAGACGUAUGUGGCGGACAUAGAGGUGGAAAACAAACAAGUCCAGCUGGCUCUGUGGGACACCGCCGGACAGGAGGACUACGAUCGGCUGCGCCCACUCUCCUAUCCGGACACCGACGUGAUCCUGAUGUGCUUCUCCGUGGACAGCCCGGACUCGCUGGAAAACAUCCCCGAAAAGUGGGUCCCCGAGGUGAAACACUUCUGCCCGAAUGUUCCCAUCAUACUGGUGGCCAACAAGAAGGAUCUGCGCAACGACGAGAACGUGAAGAACGAGUUGUCUCGGCUGAAGCUGGAGCCAGUGAAGGCGGAGGACGGCCGCGCCAUGGCCAUGCGCAUUGGCGCAUAUGACUAUUUGGAGUGCUCCGCUAAAACCAAGGAGGGGAUCUGGGAAGUGUUCGAAACGGCGACACGGGCGGCUUUACAGAAACCACCGACACCAUCAGGUGGUUGUCUGAAAUGCUGCGUAUUGAUGUGAAUCCACUGUGACGCGCAGACGAGACGUUUCCUCCGGGCCGGAGUGUGUGUCUGAACAUGUGCGGGCUGUGGACGCUCCUUUCCGGACGCUGCUUUGUAAUCAGACUCCCUCGGCUGAAGCAAAACGAAUGAUUGUACCAAGUUGUUCUGAACACACCCUGGAAAUCAUCUGAUAUCGGGAGUGUGUGUGUGUGUGUGUGUGUGUGUGUGUGUGUGUGUGUGUGUGUGUGUGUGUGUGUGUGUGUGUGUGUGUGUGUGUGUGUGUGUGUGUGUGAAAUGCACUGGUUACAGCUUGUUCUUUGUGGGUCACGUGAUCCCAGUCUGACUUGUGGAGGGGGAAAAGGACAAAUCACAUUCAUUUCAAUGGAAAGACUUUUUUUUUAUCCCCCUCUCAUGCCUUUCCAAAGGCCUGCUUGCAAGCCAAGGUUUAUAUUGCUCACUGUUCUUUGUGUUUCCAGUGUGUUUACGUAGGCCACUGCCUUACUGCCAAGGUUAUACUUUGUAAUAAGCAAAGCAGAAUAAUUGCACUGUUAUUUAUGUCCACUUUGUAUUAUAACACGACUGUACUAAGUUUGUGAAAUUGCACAGCAUCUGUACACUACAGUAAUUUGCAGAAAUUUUUAUAAAGCCCACAGUGUUCUGUAUAGUUCUUUGGAUGUUUAACGCUACAAUUAAGUUUACGGUUCACAAAGUCAGACGUCUCAGGUUUGUUAGUUGGAGCCAAACCCCAAAAAAGUGUGUUUUUGAUUCCUCAGUAUUGAAUGCCUGAUUUUAAAGUUGUUAUGCAAAAGGCCAAAUUUGACCCCAUGUUUAGGAGACGACAGAUUGGCCAAUUCUGAAAAAGGGCUAAACAUGUUGAGUGUAGUGUUGCAAACAUUCAGGCAGAUAUUCUUAUACAGUGGACAGUUUGCUAAGCAUGUUUGUACCCCAUGUUUCAUGCUCAGAUGUGGCUAUAUUAACUAAUUCAAUCUGUAAAUAGUGCAGCCAGACAAUACUUUUUCCUCACAGCUCACCUGAACCAAAUCAUUUGAAGCAUACACAGUAAUGCAGUCUACAUUUAGCUGUACAGAGACUGAUGUGACUCAUUUGUCUCAAAACUGCUGGACAUUUUAUGUUUUAGCUGCAGCUUUAUUUACAGUUAUGAUAUUUCUAACAGAAGAUUGAGCAUGUGAGAUGGUUCAGCAUGUGAGUACUUUGCUCAGUGAAACGUGUUUUCUCAGAAAAUGUAACAAAACUGCUUAUGUUUAUGAGCAAAUAGCACAUGCUCAUGUGGGAUGAAGCCAUCUGAUGGCAAUUAAACACUUCAGUGGAAGUUAAUCGUGCUAUGUUAUGAUCAGCACAAUUUUACUAAACAUAUGUGAACUCGAAAUGAUUUAUUAAGCUGUAAAAAGCAGUUGAACUGAAUUAGUUGAGAAACACUAAAUACUAAUUUUGCAUUUCAAUGUCUUCCAUGAUGACGAUGAAUGUACCUCAGAUUUAUGUGGUCAAAAACAUUACUGGCAACAGAAAAGAAUUAAACUGAGUCAACUUUUCAUACUUUUGAAACAAAGUCACCUAGAGUUUGAUGUGUGUGCACAGCAGCGUUGUGUAACUGUCCUACAUGAUGGUGGGAGUUCUUGUUCAAAUGACAGCUAUGAACAUCAAUUACAGAGACUCUUGCUACACUGGGGAUCCUGGCUAAAACCCCGGUGGAUUUACUGUGCGACUUGUGCAUUUAAUGGUUACUGGGGACAAAGAAGUAGCAUUUUUUGUUUGAACAUGUAACUUUUCAAUAGUUCACAAAGUAACCACAUCACAGAUGCAUCUGAGUAUAAAAGAGUGUAUCUUUUACAAAUAAAACCAGAGUUACGAUGGUGUAAAAGUCACAUUCCUCCCUGCCUUCUGUUGCUGGGCUUUUUGCUGACUUACAGGACAGGAAUGCAUUGUGCUGGACUGGUUAAUUUUCCCACACUGGCCCCCCUCAUGUGCCUCUGAAUUACAAUGUUGUUGGGUUAUUAUUCACUGAUCAGACAGUGCAGUUUUCAUCUUCUUUAUUUGACCAAAACACGAAGAAGAAAAAUAGUUCAAUGUGCCAAACUUAUAUCUUUGUAAGAGUUCAGCAUAGUCAUGACGACAUCAAUUACACAGUGCUUUUUAUGGUGAAAUGGUAUUUUGGAAACAAUGGAAAAUUUUCUGAGGAAAAACAAUACAGAAUGCAAGGGAACAAAUGGUACUGUUCUGGGAAAGUCAAUAAAAAAAAUCAAUGUGUGUCACCA